This is a messenger RNA of Micromonas commoda, 5715 nucleotides long. RefSeq lists its product with no specific name. Bases 1 to 5715 code for a protein of 1904 amino acids. Gene Ontology annotation, molecular function: protein binding. Gene Ontology annotation, biological process: vacuolar acidification. The record is from RefSeq and is a predicted model, not a curated record. Gene Ontology annotation, cellular component: RAVE complex. Lineage: Eukaryota; Viridiplantae; Chlorophyta; Mamiellophyceae; Mamiellales; Mamiellaceae. The transcript has a single exon.
AUGACGCCGGGCGGCGGGGUGGCGCUGGAGUCGCGGCAGCGCAUCACCGGCGGCGCUACCGGCGCGGUGGCGCUGCUGCCCCGCGCGUCCGGCGGAGCGGUAGACGUCGCCUACCCGUCCGGGGAUGUCGUCGUCGUAUCCGAGGUGAGCGCCACCGGUGCACUCUCCGACGCCCCCGUCGUGAUACGACCGGGGUCAGCGGAGGAUGGCGCGACAUCGCCGCCCGGAGCGGGGAGGAUCAUCUGCGCGUGGGCGCCCGGCGCGGAACGCGCGGGUCUCCUCGCGAUCGGCGCACUCGGCGCCGUCCACCUGUACGCGCCGAGCGACGCGGGCGUCGCGUGGACGCUCGUCGACCGCAUCGCGCUGGACGCGGACGCGACCGCGCUGACGUGGACGGACGACGGCGAUACGGUCGUCGUGGCCACCGCGUCGGGGUUCGUGGGCGCGUUCGAGUGGCGCGUCGCCGAAGGAGAAGCGCCGACGACGAUCGGUCAACCGGAUGCGUCGUCGUCGUCGACUACUAACAACGGGACUGACGACGGCGGCGCUUCCCCUUUGGCGGAGUGGCGCCGUCGCGCGCGCGCGCCCGUCGCGCAGAAGUUCAUCGCGGCGGGUCGCGACGCGCGCGCCCCGUUCAUCACCGCGGGCGGCGGAACCUCCCGCCGAGCGUUCCUGUGGCUGCCCUCGACGCGAUCGAAACGUGACGAAGAGACUCUUCGCGUCCAAGUCGCCGAGCUGCGUCACCCGGCGCCCGUCGUGAACGUCGCCGCUCGUCCGGGACCGUGCGACGGGGACUCACCGCUCGCCGCCGCGCUCACCGUCGCCGCCGACGGCGCGGCGAGGCUCUGGACCCGAACCCCGCGCGUAUUAUUAGGUGAAGAGGACACCGGAACGACGAACGCGUUCUUCCAGGCGCUGACGAUUCAGACGGAGAUGGUAUGUCCCGCGACUGGCGCGCCGAACCCCUCGCCGUGCGACCUCCUCGCCGCGAGGUGGAUCUCGACGGCGAGCGGCGAGUACGCGGCGGGGAUCGGGCAGGACGGCGUCGUCCGGGUGUGGCGCUGCGUCGGCGUGGAUGGAGGAUUCGGUGACGGGCCGGCGAGCCCGGCGCGGGCGCCCGACGCUCGCCUCUGGGCUACGGCUCGUUUGGGGGACAGAGGCGACUUCGAGGGGUUGAACCCGGGGUGCGGGGUUUCGUGGACGUGCGAGCCGGUGGGGGUGGCCGGUCGGGUCGCGAGGAUAGCGUUCGCGUCGGCCCACACGGGGGUGCGACGCGCGGAGGUGAGCCUGGAAGACGGCGCGAUUGUGGCGAACGAAAAAGACCCACCGGGCGUCGAGAGCCGCCGGCCGAGUUUCGCCGGGCGGUGCAGUUUCAUCGGGCACGGCGCGAGGGUGACGAGCGCGGUCGCGGGUGACGACGGGAUCGUGUGCACGACGGACGAAGCCGGGUUGACGUUCGCGUGGCGCGUCACCGCCGGUGGGACGCUCGAGCCCGCGAGCGACGUCGACCAUUCGCCGCAAAGUCGUCACAUUUAUUCGGAGCGGCUCACGCGGGCAUACACGGGCAUACACGAGGGGAUGCCGUCGGACGCGGUGGCGGUGGCGGCCGCGCCGUUCGGCACCCGCGUCGCCGCCGCCUUCGCGAGCGGACGAGUCGCCGUGUACGAGGGCGAGGUGGACGCGGGGGGAAGAUUCGCCCUCGAGGCUGAGCUCAUCGGCGGACGCGACGAGGAGUCGGAUGGGGAGUCGGCGGGCGGGCGCGGGCGGACGGCGGCGGCGGCGGAGCUCAGCUGGUUCGACGCGGGCGCGGGCUGCGCGUUGCUGGCGGUCGGCGUCGGCUCGUCCGUGGCCGCGUACGCGAGGAUCCCGCGGCGCGACGGGACCGCCGAGGUGGCCGAGGGUGCCGACGACGGACGUCGCGACCGCGAACGGGGCGGGUGGACCCGGCUCUGUCGUCGCGAGUUCGACGACGAGUGCGGGGUGGGCGCGUGCGCGUGGACGCCCGGCGGCGAGUCCCUCGUCGUCGGCGUCGGACGAGAGGUUCACGCGCUGGGUGUUGGACCCAACCUCGCGGCGACGCUGGCGAACGCCGCGGCGCCGCUGCCCGCGUACCACCCGAGCGUCCUUUCGGACUGGCUGACGCGGGGCGAGAUUGGACGAGCGCGGGACGUCGCGAGAAACGCGAUCGCGCACCUCCGCGCCAUCGACGACGGAUCUUGCGCGGCGGAUCCGUCCGCGGGUCCGCCGCCGGUGCCAAUCGCGGAGCUCAUCGCCCGGGUCGGCGCACCCUCGGCACCCUCGGCACCCUCGGCACCCUCGAUACCCUCGGCACCCUCGGGCGACGUUCCGACGUUCGACGCGGGCGCGUUUGGCGGGUUCGCGGGGUUCGCCCCCGCGCCUCCCAGACCCGCGCUCUUCACCUUUGGACAGGACCUCGCCGCCGAGAAAACCGACGAGUCGACGCCGGCGGAGGGUCCGGCUGUACGCGUCGGGAACGCGCCCCCGGGCGAACGCUUCUCCGCCGCCGAGGCCGAGGAGGGAGCCGAGCUGGUCGCCGCGCGCGGCGACGCGCUGCCGGGCCUACGAUCCGACGAGCGCAUGGCCCUGCUCGGGGCUUUCGACGCCCUGCGCGACGCCGACGGCGGCGGGGUCGACCACUCGGGCGUAGACGAAGCCGGUCGCCGAGUGAUUGGCCUCGCGCGAAGCCGGCGGCUGAGGACAACCCGGAGUCACCCCGGUUACCCCGACGCGCGCGGCCCGAGCGGCGAGACGCUCGCGUGGGCGCUGCAGUGCGACACGCAGGACGCGCUCCUGUCUUCGCUCCUAUCUUCCGAGUCGGCGGGUCGCGCGUGGUCGGAGCUGAGGCGGCUCGGCGUCCCGCUGUGGGUGAGGGACGACGGGGAGCUACGUCGGCUCGUGGACGCAGCCGCGCGUGCGGAAUUCGCGGCGACGCGCGAUCCCGGCGGCGAGAACCCGUGCGCGCUGCUGUACGCCGCCCUCGGCAGGACGAGCGUCCUCGCGGGCCUCUUCAAAGCCGCGAGGGACACGAGGCUGGCGGAGUUUUUGUCCAGGAACUUUGCCGAGGAUCGGCACAGGGAGGCUGCGCUGAAGAACGCGUACGCGCUCAUGUCCAAGCACAGGUACGCGUUCGCCGCGACGUUCUUUGUGCUCGCGGGGGAGCACGCGGACGCCGCGGCGCUGGUGUGGCGCAGGCUCGGGGACCUAUCGCUGGCGGUGACCGUCGCCCGGCUCGCGCCGGCGGAUGCUCGGUCGAGGUCGAAGAUCUCAGCCGAGACCGCGCCGCCGACCCCGCCGGGGAUCACGGGCGGCGGGGCAAACGACGACGGCAUGCUAUCCGCGGACGCCUUUGCGGGGUUCGGCGCGGUGGAACCCGCGAAUGCGUCCGCGCCCGACGCGCUCGCCGAGGCUGACGCGGAUCCCCGGGGGGCCCCUCCUCUCGCCGCCGAGCCCGAGGCUCCGCUUCCCGCGAGCCUCUCCCCGCUCGUCAAGGACUUUUUGCGCCGGGAGAUCGUGCCCAGCCUCGACGACAGGGACGAGAUGAAGGACGCGUGGACCCUCGCGGCGCUUCGGUGGAUGUGCGGCGACGGGUCAGAGUCUGUGCGUCUCCUCUCUGGGUUUGCGCCCGCGGCGGAUCUCUGCGAAAUCAUCUCCUCGCGCGGGCCCCUGCGCCUCGUCGCCCCGCGACUCGCCGACGCCGCGGGCGACGCCGCGGCGGCGUCGAGGGUUCCGCUGAUCCUCGCGCUGGAGGCACGCGGCAUGCCGCUCGCUGCGUUGGAGAGGUGCGCGCGCGGCGUCGGAGGGAGGGAGGCGGCGUCCGUCGACGUCCGCGGUCGGCUGGCGGCGGCGGCGCUGGCGGCGGAGGCGAUCGGCCCCCCGGGUUCGUCAGUUCCCGAUCGCGCGAGGAUACACGAAAUCGUCGACGCGCUCGAGGCGGGCAUGAGGCGACGCGACGUGGUCGUUCCGGUGCCGGAAACGCGCGAAUCGCUGAUGAGGAGGCGCGAGUUUGCGGCUCGGGCCGAGGAAGGUCGGGCCGAGGCGGAACGUCGCAACAAAUCGGGAAAUUUCUUCGGGUCGCCGCGCUCGUCUCUCGGCUCGCCGCGGUUCGCGAGCCUUCAGCGCAUCCGCGUCGGAAGAAGGAAUCGCGGCGUCUCCGAGAACUUCGCGGGCCCCGCGAGCCCCACGACGCCGUCGCCCAGGGCUUCCCACGGCCGCGACUUUAUGCAAUCCGGGUUUGACGUCUUCGUCAACACGUCGCUCGUGGGAACGCCGACGAAAACCGGAUCGAAUGUCGCACCGAACCGCCGCGCCCUCAGGACCCCGCUCGAGAUCGCCAAGCUCACCGGCGACGCCUUCCACGGCGUGUGCCUCAACCCGACGGCGCCGCACCAGCUGGGCCUGGCCGCGGUCAGGAAGGGUCUCGUCGUCGCCGACCUGACGCGGCUCGGCCCCGACGCGGAGCACGCCGCCGCCGCGCUCCGGUCCGCGUCUGCCGCUUCGCGUAACCUCCAGAGAACCUCCGUGUUCGAAGGGUUUAAGUUCAGGGGUUACCCGGGGUUACCCUUGGCACCCGACGAAGAAGCAAGCGGUUCGGGACGAGGAGGUCCGACGCGGCCGUCCACCGACGUCGCCGCUCGGUGCGUCGCGGCGCACCCGUCGCGUCCGUUGCUGCUCGCCGGCGCCGCCGCGGGCUCCGCCGUCCUGUGGCGCUUCGACGCGGAGCACGGCGCGGAGCACGGCGGGGUGGCGAUGCCCCGCGCCGCCCGCCCGGACGUCGGCGCCCACUCGGCUGGCCGGCCCGGACCCGUCACCGCGGCGGCGUGGUCCCCGGGGACGGGCGCCGGGUUCGCCAUCGGCGGGUGGGACGGCGACGCGUGCGCGUGGCGCGGCGACGGGAGCAGCAUCGACGGCGCCCCGCCCGCAUCCGAGUGGACGCCCCAUCGCCGGGCUGGGGGCGACCGCCGUUGGGGCGAUUCACGCGUGGAGGCGCUCGCGUACCUGUCCCCGAUGGUGAUCGCGCUGGUGGGUAAGAACCUGUGCGAGACGCGCGGGUCAUCGGGGGACGGCGGCGCGUCCGUCGCGCUGUGGGAUACCUUACUUCCGGGGUCCAAACCGGCGGCGGCGUUUUCGCCGCACGGCCCCGGCGGCACCACCGCGGUGACGACGCUCCUCAUCCCCGGGGGCUCGACGGACGGGGGACCGGCCGGUGUCGUCGCCGGAUGCGGGCCGUGGCCGCUCGUCGCGACCGCCGGACGGAACGGGGACGUCGCCGCGCACGACCUGCGUUUACUCGGCGGGUCCCCCGACGGCGCGAGGUCGGUGCUGUGGCGGGCGUCGGCGUCGCGGGCCGGCGGCGAGGCGCACUGCGCCAAGGUCACCGCGCUGGCGUCGUUAGCCGGCGUCUCCGGCGCCUCCGGAAGCACCGGUAGCUUGCUCGUCUCCGGGUGUAAAGACGGGGACGUGCGCGUGUGGUCCGGCGGGACCGGCGCGCAUCUGCAGCGGGUGCACGGCGCGCACGAGCGGCACACGUUCGUAGCGCCGAGGGGCGGCGGGCAGAACAUCGCGUACGUGGGCGUGUCUGAAAUUUUGGCGCUCGAGGGCUCGGGGGUGUUGACCUGCGGCGGCGACGGGACGGUGAAGCUGUUCAGGCUCACGAACGAGGCGUUCGGGCUCGCGGGCGAAGGCGGUCCUCGGUAG